Messenger RNA from Effrenium voratum, 1335 nucleotides. The record is from the annotation of a GenBank genome assembly. NCBI's taxonomy places the organism in Eukaryota, Dinophyceae, Suessiales, Symbiodiniaceae.
AUGUGCGCCGCGAAGCAUGGCAAGUCCCGGCGCGGGCGCCACAUCGCCCGCGAGGGAAAAUCUCAGCUGCGCGCGGGGUACCGUGGCUUUUGCCCUCUGGAGGCAGGCCCAAGCAUCGUGGGUGGGGGUGGCCAGGUUGCGCGAAGGACCUGGGCAUCCCUGAAGCCGGAGGAGUUCUUUGAGUUCGUGAAUCAAAGGAGGCCGCUGAUCAUCAGCACGGAGGGUGAGCCGCAUGGCGCCUUGGGGGCCUUGUUCGGCCUGAAGGGGGAAGCUGCAAAAUGGGCGCUGCCUGGAAGCGAGGGAGCCGAGGCCAUGCAGAGGAGUGCGGCAGCUCGCUGUGAGGUGGUAGUAGAGCGGCGCCGCAGCAGCUCCAGCUUUUUCGGGCAAAGCGACGACCGCAGCAGGGAGAAAACCCGUCUGGGGCAGUUCUGCAAAGAGCUCGAGGCUGGCAGCGAGCUGGGCUACUUGACUACGCAGGCGUUGGAAGACGAUGAUGGCACACCCAGGGCCCUUGCAGCGCCCCAUGUGCUCAAACUGCUGGAAGGUUGCGCUACGUUGCGACCCAAGCUUUUGGGGAACUUGGUGCCGGUGCAGUACAACAUGUGGUUUGGUAGGUCUACCACUGGCUCGUCCUCGGGCCUGCACCAUGACUUUCAUGACAACAUCUAUGUGCUGUUACGUGGGAGGAAGGAGUUUCGCCUCUUCAGCCCGCGGUGCCUGGAUAUUUUGUCACCGGUGGGUGUUCAGAAGGCCAAGCUACACGACAACGGCCUCAUCUCGUACGUCCCCGGUUUGCGCAGCGACGGCGCUUCCGCCUCGGCACUGAGACGGACGGCUUCGGCCGGGACGAGCGAGGACGAGGAGGCAGAACUCGAGGAAUUGCUCAAUGAUGCCCUGGAAGACGAAGAGCCAGGUGCGGACACCUUGCCCGACAGCUUUUGCAGAGGAAGCACGGUGCCGGGCAGCCCUGAGCCUAUUCCCGAGAGCCUUCGGGGUCGGCACCUUGUGGCUGACUUGGGGGUGGGGGACCUGCUGUACCUCCCGGCCAGCUGGUUUCAUGAGGUCGUUUCGCAGGGAGGGGGUCCCGGCGGACACCUGGCUUUGAACCUUUGGAUGGCUCCGCCCCGCGCAGACGCCACCAUGCUGGAACCCUACGAGGAUGGCUUGUGGGAAGAGCUUUUCCAGAGGCUCAAGCCAAGCCUUCCACGGGAGGCUCCGGGUCGGCCUGGCACAGGGAAGCGAAGGAAAACGAGGAAUCACCUAGUCAAAGUUCCAUUUUCGCACCGACGUCGUUUGCUUCGAGCACUCCACCGAUCACGAGCUGAAGCAGGCUGA